Molecule: messenger RNA, 3537 nt
Organism: Arachis stenosperma
Lineage: Eukaryota; Viridiplantae; Streptophyta; Magnoliopsida; Fabales; Fabaceae
Product: poly(ADP-ribose) glycohydrolase 1
Exons: 12
Coding region: 1744-3399 (551 amino acids)
Biological process (GO): nucleotide-sugar metabolic process; regulation of DNA repair; ATP generation from poly-ADP-D-ribose
Cellular component (GO): cytoplasm; nucleus
Molecular function (GO): poly(ADP-ribose) glycohydrolase activity
Source: RefSeq, a predicted model, not a curated record
UGUUUCCUUUCUUUUCAGUUAAUUAUGUUUGUUGUUCUUAGUCAGUUAGUCGAUUAAUUUUGGUUGCUAGGAUAGUUAGCUUGCAUGCUGUUAGGUAGCUAGGUUGUGGUUACAAGAUUCUAGGCCUGAUAAGUGUUCGGUUCCUGUUUACUUUUUGCUUGCUAGUUAUUUGGUUGUUGUGUGGUGAUGGCCUGUGUUAUUUUUGUUCCUGCUAUGCUGCUUUCUCCAUGCUGCCUUGCUACACUUUACUUGUGAAAUUGUACUUGCUGCUGCCUGAACUUAUGCUUUCAUGCCUCAUAUGUAAUUUUUGCUAGGGUUUGUUGUUCUGAUUUCUCCACUAUUGUUGCGAUCUGCUACUUUUUUUUUGCAAUUGUCUCUAAGCGUACUUGAUUUUCUGGAUUUAGAGUUAUUUUUUAUUGAAUUUCUGGAUUUGAAUUUUAAAUUCGUGCUUGAUCUGUAAUUUCUGUUUAAUUCUUCUUAUUGUUGUUGUGGUUGAAAUUCAAAAUUGAAAUCUGAUUCUUCUUCUUCGUCAAUUUCAUAUUCUGGAUUUGUUGAUUUGUGAACUGAUCUUGUGAAAUUGAAUUUGUGAUCUGUUGUUGGAUUUGUUUUGUUGCUAAAUUGCUUGUUGAAUCUGAAUUUGCAUCAAUUUUGGCCUCUCUUUUUUCUUGAAUUUCUGUUGAUGUUGCUGCGAGUCUUGUUCUGUUGAUAGCUGAGAUUUGGUUGCCGUUGUUGCCUUAGUCUAGCUUUAAUCUCUUCCCACUCAAUUUUUCAGUAGCAAUUUCGAAUGUUUUCAAAUUGGCAAAUGGAUUGAGCACCUUCCAUAACUGAAACCAUCUUAGAGCUUUCCCUUUCAAACCUCUUUCCACCUCUAUGAAUCUCUGCUCCUCAGGUGUCCAUCCAUAACCAUCUUUCCCAUUGAAUAUUGGAAAUGUAUUUUCAGAUUGUUGAGUCAUUUGUUUUCCCAUGAAAAAUGGAAGAAACCUCUCAGCGAGAGCACCAAUGUUAGAACUCCUUCUAUGAAUUAGGGAGAGAAACUCCUAAUUGAACCAAGUUCAAUAUCAAUUCAUUAAUUCCUUUAAGCUUUAAUACAUUGAUAAAAGUCUCUUAUCUAUAUUCUUAAAAGACUAAGUAAUUCUAUUGGGCAUAACUAGUACCCUUCCUAAUAUUAAAUAGUAACAUGUAGUGGCCACAUGAAUAUCAAAAGUAUGCAAAAUCAGCAGAGGAUGCUGUUGCUAAUGUUCUCAGAGCAGGUGUUUUAUUUGCCAUUUUCAUUUCAAAUGGAUAAAUGGUUAACUGAAUUCAACUUUUGUGCUGUUGAAUAAAGCAAGGGAUUAUGAAUAUAAAUGAAUGUGAUAAAAUUGUGAAUAUGAAUAAAUAAGAUUGAUGACAAACUUGGAUGUUGGCAUUUUAUGUUUAGUUGGUUAUUUUUGUUAUUUGACUUGAGUUUGUAUUUUAAUGAAAUCAUAACAUUUUGGUUUUAUUUUGGAUGAUAUUUUAAAGUUUAUAUUAAACUAUAAUUAUGUUUUAAUGUAUUUAUUUAUAUUUUAAUUAUUAUUUUAUUAUAAAACGGUUUUUUCGGUUCAACCACGGUCAAACCGGUUGAACCUAUGAACCAGUGAACUAGUAACGAGAACGGUUCGAUGACCGGUUCGGUUUUCAGAACCUUGAUCGGGAUCUCAUAACCUUCGUUUGAAGAGUAUUCGUUCCUUGUUAGUGAAACGGCGUAACAAGAAAAAGAGAAAAAUGGAGAAGAGAGAAGACCUGAGAUCGAUUCUGCUGUACCUACCAGUGGUGAUGCGUUCUUCCACACUGUUUUGGCCGUCGCAUGUGGUUGAAGCGCUCAAAGAACUCGCCAGAGGACCUCUUCACAGUCACGUUGACUCAGGCCACAUCCUCUUCACCGCCAUUGAAGACAUCAGAAACUCUCUUUCUCUCUCUUCCAACUCCUUGGCUCCUUCCACUUCUCUUGGAUACUCCCUCUUCUUCGACGAGCUGAUGACUAGGGAGGAAUCAAGGAAGUGGUUUGAGGAGGUUGUUCCAGCAUUGGGGAGCUUGCUUUUGAGGUUGCCAUCUUUGUUGGAAGCACACUAUGAAAAUGCUGAUAAGGUUUUAAAUGUGGGAGCUAUGAUUGGAACCGGUCUUCGCAUGUUGGAUUCACAGGAAGCAGGAAUUGUGUUCCUUUCCCGGGAGUUGAUUGCUGCUCUUCUUGGGUGUUCGCUUUUUUGCCUAUUCCCGGACCAUGACAGAUACAUGAAACAGCUUCAAAUAAUCAAUUUCGAUCAAUUGUUUGCGAGUCUAUAUGAAGAUUACAGUCAAAAGCAGGAAAGUAAGAUUCGAUGCAUCAUUCACUAUUUUCAAAGGAUAAGUUCUGAUAUGCCUAAGGGUGUUGUCUCUUUUGAGCGAAAAGUACUACCCUUUGAAGGUGAUGCUGAUCUAAUUUCUUACCCAAAGUCUAACUUUUGGAGCACUUCGGCUAUACCUCUUUGCAAAUUUGAGGUUCACACUUCAGGACACAUAGAAGAUCAAUCAGGUGAAGCUGUUGAAGUGGAUUUUGCAAAUAAAUAUCUUGGUGGUGGUGCUCUUGGAAGGGGCUGUGUACAGGAAGAAAUUCGCUUCAUGGUCAGUCCAGAAUUGAUUGCUGGCAUGCUUUUCUUGACAGCCAUGGAGGAAAACGAGGCUAUAGAUAUUGUUGGCGUUGAAAGGUUCUCGAGUUAUACAGGGUAUGCAUCAUCAUUUCGAUUUUCCGGUGAUUAUGUGGAUGAAAGGGACGUAGACAAUCUUGGAAGACGUAAAACCAGGAUUGUUGCAAUUGAUGCAUUAUGUAGCCCAGGGAUGAGACAAUAUAGGGAAAAGUUUGUAUUACGAGAGAUCAAUAAGGCAUUCUGUGGUUUUCUAUACCAAUUUAAAUAUCAGAAGUAUCAGAAAAUAUUACAAGAGAAUGGAUGGUCAUCUGAACAGUUUGACGAUUCAACGCUAACAUAUAUGGAAACAAGUGAAGAAGAAAUUUCAAAUCAUGAAUUCGAAAAAUUUCAAAAUAACUACCAACGGAUGGAGCAGGGCAAUAAUAUUGGGGUUGCAACCGGAAACUGGGGAUGUGGUGCAUUUGGAGGAGAUCCUGAACUAAAGGCUAUAAUUCAGUGGCUUGCUGCUUCACAGGCCCUAAGACCUUUCAUAGCAUACUACACAUUUGGCUUGGAGGCGUUGCAGAACCUAGACGAGGUGGCUAGUUGGAUUUUGUCACAGAGAUGGACGGUUGGGGACCUGUGGAACAUGCUGAUUGAGUACUCGACAAAGAGAUCAAAAGGCGAAACUACUGUUGGCUUCCUUCGAUGGCUUCUACCAUCAUUGUAUGGUCAUGGUGCUAGGUCCUUUGAUGGAGAUGGGUGUUUGGUGACCUGAAGGUUCUUGGAUGGAUGAGUUUAGCUAUGUCUAUAUUUCUAGAAAAUGUUGUACUGUUUAUAAGAACUAAUGGAUUCAUUUAUUGUAUGUAAUAAUAACAAAUGUGAGGUUAUAGUAAGUAUUUGGUUUCCUAACCAA